GGUGUCACUCUCCUGUACAGACAGGUGCGUGCGCCUCCUCCGUGAUGCAACCCCUCUCCAACUGUUUACUAAAGUAGCCCGUCCUUUGGAAAGAGCCCUACCUGCACAUAUGCACACCUGCCCCAUUUGUUUUUUAACUCAAGGAGAUUAGAGUACUGGCACGCAGUGUGCUUUUACGCAUGGAAGUUGGAACCAGCCUAAUCACAUUUACGCAUGGCAGUGUCUCGUCUCAUCGGGGGAUGCGCGCGGACUUGUGAAGGCUUCACGGCGCGUCAACAGCGGGGCACAAAGUGAGCGACGAUGCGGGGCACGGAGCUGCUGCUCGGCUACUUUCUGGUGGAGAUGAGGGCGUGCCACGCGAAGGGCGAGCCGGGUCAGGCGGACGACGAAUUCCCGCCGGUGACCGGGUUCAACGACUCGGACGAAAGGGAGCGCGGGGUCACCGAGAGCCCGCGCGUGGAGGACAGGUGCCGCGGCUACUACGACGUGAUGGGCCAGUGGGAUCCGCCGUUCGUGUGUCAGACCGACAGCUACCUGUACUGCUGCGGCACCUGUGGCUUCAGGUUCUGCUGCGCGUUCAGGAGCUCCCGGCUGGACCAGACCAACUGUAAGAACUACGACACCCCGCCGUGGAUGAUGACGGGGAGACCCCCGCCGAAAGUGGACGUGGCGCUGGACGCCGCGAAGGAUAAAACGAACCUCAUCGUGUACGUGAUAUGCGGGGUCGUGGCCAUUGUGGCACUUGUGGGGAUUUUCACCAAGCUGGGUUUGGAGAAGACGCACCGGCCGCACCGGGAAAACAUGUCACGAGCUCUUGCACACGUUAUCCGACAUCCUGCCUCAGAACACACGGACGACAUUGGACUCGGCCAGCACUACGAGAACAUACAGACCCGAGUCUCAGCCAACAGCCUCCAUGGCAACCAGAUGAACAACAUGGCUCAGGCAUCGACUCUGAUAACGCAGCUGUACCCGGCCGUGGGGAGGAUUCCCAGCCCCUACGAACAGCAGAAGCCUGUCAAGGACCUCAACAAGUACGCCACGCUGAAGGCUGUGGCAGAGAAAGCUAAUGACGGCUUCUACAGCAACCGGCAGCAAGUGAUCGCCAUGACAACCAAGGGAAGCCUCCCCAUGGAGGCCGUGGACACUGAGCCGGAGCCGAGCAAUCCUUACAGCCCACCCAGGCAGGGUGGACACAAAUACAAAAACCCCAGGAGCCACAGCGCCCAGUCGCUGUGCUACAGCCCCGACGCCGCCGCCGCCGCCACCGGCCCCGGGGGGCUGGGGUCCUGGGGGAGCAGGGACGCGCUGGGGCUCCGGCAGGGCUACGGCCCCAAGAAACUCUGCAUGCCGCAGGAGGAGCUGCACGCCGCACGUUACAUGCCUCCACAGCCGUACUUUGUGACCAACAGCAAGACGGAAGUGACAGUAUGAGGGACUCGCUCAGCGUCGGGCCGCAAAGGCAGCAGCUGUGUGUGUGUGUGUGUGUGUGUGUGUGUAGUUGUGCAUGUGAUGGGCCCUACAAGGCGCCAGGUAGAAGUGAGGCGUGACAGGACUCCGUAUCAGUCAGCGCCCCCUGUGGAGGCUCACAGCCAUCAAUGUGUUGUCAUCAACAACAUGCAACAGUUACGUGACAUGUGACACACACACACACACACGCGCGUCAAUAGUAACGGAGACAUCAUUGGACCUUCGCAUCAUGCAAUUUCAAAUAAACCCACUUCGCAAAAAUGCAACUCUGUAUCCAACCAAUUCAAAUCUCUGGAGACGUAUGUCAAACAUCAUGGAUAAUGUUUGCAGUUUCAACCACUUGGUUAACUUUGCAAACUAAAACAAAAUGACCAAUUGGUUAAGUUUAGUAAAACAUUAUUGUUUGGCUAAAAAGGACUUUUUCACAUUAUUUAAAUUGUAAAAUGUAUUUAUUUUCAUCCACCCAGAACUCCUCUUUAGACUUCAUCCAACAAUUAGUUUGUUUUCUAAAUGCUGUACAUCGAGAGAUUCAUAAGCUAAGUUUAUCAUUCAUUAUUUCUAGAAAAUUAAAAAAGUUUAUCAGUCUUGUGUUGACAAAAAACUUUUUCAAUUUAAAUUUUUGGAAAAAGCAGCUCUCUCAUUUUCAAAGAAACCUCCUCACUGCCAAAAUGCAUCCUUCUGAUGAACACAUUCAUAGGAGGAGCAGCAGCAGUGCUGCAGCGGCGCCGCGUUGGUGUAAUAGUGCCUGUAAUAGUGUGGCGAUCCCAGAACACGACGAAGCAGCAGGCGUCUCCCGUGUUGGGAAGUUGAAGCUUCGUGAACUUCUGUCAGGAUGAACGUAAAAACGUUGUGAAGCAAAGUAAAGGGUUUUUCCCUUUGUUACUGCUCAAAUAAACGGGUGAACUGAAGACACAUGAACCGGUUUUUGUCUAAUUGAACAUAUUUACCUGCCGUUUCCACUUCUUAUCUCAGCCCGAGCACCGGUUGAAGAGUUCAUGGGGAAAAAGAACAUUCGUGACGCACCUGACAAAUUGUUUUUAUAAAUAAUCCAAUUUUUCAGCCAAGCAACAUACUGUUAAAAGAGAACGACGCCUGCGUGCAGGUCUUACUCAUGACUAUUUAAAGUGGCUGAUAGUGGGAGGCGCAUGAACAGUCUGCUGUGGGAAGUAUACUACAAGUCAGAAUCUCACACACUUCCAGUCCAAACAAACAUUAUGCACCGUUUUCCAAAAUAUGUAGACACACUGCACGGAACUGCUUGUGUUUCACUGUUGUAUGAAAUGUGUUGUUCACGCCGUUUAAACUUGACUAUUCUUUGAUCUGAUAUGUGUUCAUGUAAAAAAUGUUGUAUAUUACCAAUGAACGAUUUUCUUUUGUCAAAAGAAAUAGCUUUAUUUUAAUUAUGUCCUCAGAGGUACUGCAAUCACUGUUAUUAAGCUACACAAAAACAUAUUUACACACCAGGUUCCACUGUAACAUUAUUAAUUAAUAUUGAUAAAUGUUUGAUUUGCAACAUCCAGAAGUGAAAAAACAGUUAUAUUAUAGUCGAGUGUAUAAUGCAAGCGCCUUGAUCAGUUUUAACACAGUUAACUAUAUAUUUUGUAUGACCGUUGGCUCAUUAUCAGAAUAUGCAUCCGACUAGCUGUUCUAAUUGUGUUAUGCGUCUUCAUGUACAAUACAAGGUUACUAUGGUAACAAUGCCCUGUUUAAAAUAUUUACACAGUUCCAUUCAUUGUUCAUGCAGUAGAGAAGAUAUUGACAUUUCAUAUUAGAUAUUGACAUUUCCAUAUUGACAUUUUUGUUGUAUUGGAUUGUAUGAAAUUGUGGUGAAACAAGGUGUUUCAGUCUAUUGUGGUGUUUUAAAAUGUUUUCAGUGCAGAAAGCUCAAGAAACUUUUCAAAAGUUGCCUUUUAGGAUGAUGCAAGACGUCUUAUUCCAUGUAUUAAAUAAACCAUCCAAGUGUAGAAAAUAGUCAUUGGCAACAGCGUUGGUUGUUUUACUGUAAAACUUGUAGAGCUUUGUAAUUGGUUCCUUCGACUGACUUACCUCGUUCUUAUUGACUAAAAAGGAAAACAAACAUUUAGCUGGUGAUGGAGGUUAGUGGGCCGGCAGCCAGAAAAGUAAAAUAAAAUAAAAAUGCACUAUUUUCUACAGGGGGGGGGGGGGGGGGGUAGUAUUUGUUGAAUUUUUAUUUCCAGCUGGCUCCAUUGGCUGCCCCCUUUCCCUUGAUUACAACAUGGACCACACAGCUC
This is a messenger RNA of Pungitius pungitius (ninespine stickleback), 3722 nucleotides long. It is a transcript of the gene shisa9b, whose product is annotated as shisa family member 9b. Gene Ontology annotation, cellular component: AMPA glutamate receptor complex; postsynaptic density; dendritic spine membrane. The record is from RefSeq and is a predicted model, not a curated record. Lineage: Eukaryota; Metazoa; Chordata; Actinopteri; Perciformes; Gasterosteidae. Bases 301 to 1434 code for a protein of 377 amino acids. The transcript has 4 exons. Gene Ontology annotation, biological process: regulation of AMPA receptor activity; regulation of short-term neuronal synaptic plasticity.